Messenger RNA from Candida dubliniensis CD36, 3954 nucleotides. Its product is annotated as oxysterol-binding protein related protein. Bases 1 to 3954 code for a protein of 1317 amino acids. Lineage: Eukaryota; Fungi; Ascomycota; Pichiomycetes; Serinales; Debaryomycetaceae. Gene Ontology annotation, molecular function: protein binding; sterol binding. The record is from RefSeq and is a predicted model, not a curated record. Gene Ontology annotation, biological process: maintenance of cell polarity; endocytosis; piecemeal microautophagy of the nucleus. The transcript has a single exon. Gene Ontology annotation, cellular component: nuclear envelope; membrane; cytosol.
AUGAGUGAUUCUCCCCAACUAAGUGCUUCCUUACUUAGAUUGAAAUUACUUGAUGCCUUAAGGAACGGUGAUAUUAAUAAAAUCGACACUAUAGUUGAUGAAUUGACUUCCUGCAAACCAACAUUACAAACACAAGAAAUUGUUCAAUUGAAAGAAACUAUAUUGCACUAUGCUGUACAAGUGGCAUCCUUAGCCACUAUUCAGCACCUCGUGAGUAAUUCUGAAAAGUAUUCUUUAGAUAUCAACGCUCAAGAUACACAGGGUAACACUCCAUUGCAUUUAGCGGCGUCGUCUUCCCGGUUAGAUGUUGUAAAAUAUUUGUUGCUGUUGCCUACGAUCAAUGAUACAAUUGUCAACUUGGAUAAGAAACAGCCAGUAGAAGUUUGCAAAGAUACAAAUAUUGCCCAAUUAAUGCAGUUUGAAAGGGCAAAGUUUGUCGAGAAGGCAGCUACCAACUUGCGAGUUUAUUUCAGUAAUAGAGAUUUUGAGAACUUGGAAAAGCUUUUAAUAGCUAACCCUAGAGCUUGCGAAUUGUUAGAUAUAAAUGGGACUGAGCCACAAACUGGUAAUACCGUUUUACAUGAGUUUAUCAAGAAAGAUGACUUGGCUAUGUGCGACUGGAUAUUGAAACAUGGAGGUGAUCCUUUUAAGAGAGACAAGCAUGGGAAAUUGCCUAUUGAUUUGGUGAACUCCAAGAAUGAAGCCCUCAAAAAAUUAAUCAAGGCUGCAUCGAAAGACCAAACUAUCAUGGACCCUGUUACUGCAACCAAUAACGCUAUAAAAGCUGGUGGUGCACCUGUCUAUAAAGGCUACUUGCGCAAAUGGACCAAUUUUGCAUCAGGAUACAAAUUAAGAUACUUUGUUCUAGACCAUAAUGGAAUUUUAUCGUAUUACACCAAUCAAGACGAUACCAACAAUUCCUGCCGUGGGUCACUUAACCUUGGAUAUGCCACUUUGCAUUUGGAUUCCUCGGAAAAAUUGAAAUUUGAAAUCUACGGGAAAAACGGAUUGAGAUGGCAUCUUAAAGCAAAUCAUCCCAUUGAGACAAAUAGAUGGGUAUGGACAUUGCAAAAUGCUAUCACCAUAGCCAAAGAUAACAUUAAAAAGAGAAAUCUUAAUGGUGAACGUAGAAGUACUCCUUCGCCAGCAACAAUCGAGCUGGCGGCAACAAAUGAAACAAAUACUCAACCUGAACACGGUAAUGAGCCAGAGAAAAAACGGCACCGUCUCAGAAUUCCUGGUAGAAAAAAGCAUAAACGUAUUUCUAGUCUGUCAUCUUUUGAAUCUGGGGAUGAAUCAGCUGGUGAAUUAUCUCGCUCAUCUACCUUUAAGAACAAUUUGAAAGAUAUCACAGAAGGAUCAACGUUGACUGGCAUUUCAUCUACCCAAGGCAAACCAUUUGAGUUACUGUCACAGCGUAAAAUUAGCAACGAGGAUCAAUAUAGUUAUCAAGAGACUGACAACGAAAAUUUUGAUUAUGAUAUUAAUGAUUAUGAUGCAGACGAUUAUGACAGUGAAACUGAAGCUAGUGUUGAUAUUGAUCAAUUAAAUGAUUUAAUUGCCACUACCAGAAGAUCUUUGCAAGUUGAAUUAACAUCAUUAUUAGAGUUGAUGAAAAGUUUGGAAAAUGACCAAUUAUCAUCCAACGACGACGCUAAAGUGGCUGAAAUAUGUACUAUUGGUGGAAACACGAUCAGAGGCAUUAAUGACUUGAUGACAAAGUAUGAUAUCAAUUUGGAUGCCAAGUAUGGAAAAUUGAAAAAAAAUUUAGACCGACAAUUAGAAAUAAAUGCUUUAUGGGAACGAUCAAUACGCCAGUUAGAAAAUGAAAUUGCCGAAAAGGAUUCGAAAUUGGCACAUUUAAAGGAUCAAAGGAAGCAAUUAAAGAAAUUAUUUACUACUUCUGGUACUUCUAUGACAAAAUCUGCAGGUACUAUAUCUCCGGCUCCUUCCAGUAAGCAUCUGAGUAAUGAAGAAAAGCAAGUAGAAAACAAACGGGCAUUGAUGGAAGCUUUGAAUGAAGAACCAGAUGAAACACAAAUUGAGGAAGUUGUUGAGAAGUUAGACAAGUUGCUGAAUGUCAAUGAAAGGCAAGUAGUAGUAGAAGAAGCACAACAAAUGCCUGGUGCACUUCCCGAUGAAGUUAUUGAAAAGUAUUUGGGUGAAGACUCUGAUGAAGAUGACGAGUUUUUUGAUGCAGAUGAAUUUGACGAAGAUAUCUUGGAACGUGCUGAAUUAGGUGGGGUAGCUGCUGCUUUGGGUGCAGCUCAAGAAAAAGCAGAGCCCAUUUCAGAUGAAUUGCCUGUUAGUGGAGAAGCAAAAGAGGAAGCUCCUUUGGCAGUGAGUAAGGAAGAUGAAAAGACACCGUCAAUUGUCAUAAAUGAGAAAGAUACAAGCUCUUUGAAGAUGGAUGAAGAACCAUCUAUAACUCCAACAGCGAUUGAGAAGAACGAGGUUGGAGGUUUGGAAUUGGACGAAAAACUGAUUGCUCCUUCAGAUGUAACAAAAGUUGAGGAAACAGAGAAUGUUGAAGAGGAAGUAUCCCCAUUGGCAAUUGCUGAACUGAAACCAAUGGGUCCAGUUGAGCCACAAGUACCAGGAGACGAAGGUCUUGCUGAACUGCAAAAAAGGGUAAAUCAUUUGCUCCAGGAAGAAGGUUCGUUCCUUGGUUAUGAAAACCCACCAAGAAAGAAAUUAUCAAUGGAUGAGGAUAAUAGACCGAAAGUGGGGUUAUGGGGAAUUUUGAAAUCAAUGGUAGGUAAAGAUAUGACGAGAAUGACACUUCCGGUAUCAUUUAACGAACCUACGUCUUUGUUACAAAGGUUGGCAGAAGAUAUUGAAUACAACUCAUUAUUAAACACAGCUGCAGGGUAUGAUGAUUCAACUUUGAGAUUAAUAUAUGUUGCCACUUUUGCUGCAACAGAGUAUUCCUCAACCAUAGACAGAAUUGCCAAGCCGUUUAAUCCUUUGUUGGGAGAAACUUUUGAAUAUUCCAGACCUGACCAAAACUUUAGAUUAUUUGUGGAGCAGGUUAGUCAUCAUCCUCCAAUUAGUGCCUGUCGAGCAGAGUCUCCAAAAUGGGACUACUACGGGGAAAAUGCAGUAGAUUCCAAGUUUUAUGGGAGAUCAUUUGAUUUUAAGCACUUGGGUAAGAUGUUUUGUGUCGUUAGACCCGACAAAGGUGUGAUAAAUAAGAAUGGGGAGUGGGUCGAAGAAGAAUUGUACAGUUGGAAGAAAGUUAACACAGCUGUGGUGGGUAUUAUGCUUGGUAAUCCCACCGUUGAUAACUAUGGUAAAAUGGUUGUUGAAAACCAUACUACUGGUGACAUUAUUACCGUUGAUAUGAAGCAACGUGGUUGGAGAGCUUCGUCUGCUUAUCAGUUAUCGGGACACGCUUUAGAUAAAGAUGGUGUUGCCCAAUGGGCCAUGGGAGGUCACUGGAAUUCAAAGAUUUUUGCAAAGAAGAUUGUAAAUGGUAACAUUCACGAAGGACAAAGUGGUAACCGUAAAAUGUCAUUACUAGAUGACCCAAAUGCUCGUGCUGGCAUUUCAACCACAGUCAGUAAUGAUCCAUAUUCUGGAAGCAAAUUUUUGGUGUGGCAAGUUGCUCCGAGACCUAAAGUUCCAUUCAAUUUGACUGCAUUUGCUGUCACCUUGAAUGGGCUUGACGAUAAUUUGAAAGCAUGGUUAGCUCCAACUGAUACAAGAUUGAGACCAGAUCAAAGAGACAUGGAAGAAGGAUUAUAUGAUCGUGCCGCAGAUGAAAAACAUCGUGUCGAGGUUAAGCAAAGACAGGCUCGAAAAAGAAGAGAAGAUAACAAAGAAUCCUAUGUACCGAAUUGGUUUGUUAAGAGAAAGCAUCCUGUGACUGGCGAUAUGUUUUGGGAAUAUAAUGGAAAGUAUUGGCCUAGAAGGAAGGCACAAGAUUUGGCGAACACGGGAGACAUAUUUUAG